Messenger RNA from [Torrubiella] hemipterigena, 2023 nucleotides. NCBI's taxonomy places the organism in Eukaryota, Fungi, Ascomycota, Sordariomycetes, Hypocreales, Clavicipitaceae. The record is from the annotation of a GenBank genome assembly.
AUGAACAACCACGAGUUUCUUAGAAUCCAAAAUGGACUUGGUCUUUUAGACUUUAAGUCACUUGAGCAAAUUUUGUUUGACUUUGAUCGAUUUCUUACUUUGCGCACCUUUGUUGGCGGCUUCAGCCUAACCGAGAAGGAUAGUAAGCUAUGGACGGUGCUAUGCUUAAACAAGGUCGCAUUGGGCUUGAUCCGUCGAUCAGUUUUCGUUAACAUUACGCGAUGGUAUACAUACCUUGAGAAAACCUAUCCUGAGCUUCAGGACGAGGCCAAGCUUCAAAAGAGCGGUCCUCAAGCCGCCAUCUCAGCUGCUGAUCAACGCCAGAGUCGUUAUGGCAUACAAUUGCAAGAUACCGAUAAGGGAGUUGUUACUCGCUUCCCUCCCGAGCCGUCCGGCUACUUGCAUAUUGGCCAUGCAAAGGCAGCCUUUUUGAAUGACUACUUUGCUCACGACGCUUAUAAUGGCUCUCUUAUCCUUCGAUUUGAUGACACAAACCCGACGAAAGAGAAGCAGGAAUACGAGGACUCUAGUAUUGAGGAUCUUGUAUCCAUGGGCAUCCGUUGCCAGAAAGUUACAUAUACGAGCGACUACUUUGAGCAGCUCUACCAGCUAUGUCAGAAGCUAAUCUCCCAAGGCGACGCCUAUGCUGAAGACACCGAUCCUCUGGUUCAGAAAGCAGAUCGCAAGGCUCGAAAAGCUAGUGCUCGACGUGAUCGCCCGGCAAGUGAGAGCUUGGCAAUCUUCAAAGAGAUGCGAGAUGGCACCGAUUUUGGACGAAAGCAUUGCAUCCGUGCGCGUAUUGCUUUUGACAGUAGCAAUGGAGCCUUGAGAGAUCCUAUCAUCUUUCGAUUUCCACAAUGGGGAAAAGACGAGGAGCCACAGCCACAUCAUCGAACAGGGUGGACGUGGAAUAUUUACCCCACGUACGAUUUUGCCUGCCCAUUAGUCGACUCUAUUGAGGGAGUGACACAUGCACUGCGCACGACAGAGUACUCCGACCGGAAUGACCAAUACUACUGGUUUCUAAAGGCUUUGGAUAUGCGUCAAGUUCAUUUGUGGGAUUUUGCGCGACUCAACUUUAUCCGCACCUUCUUGUCGAAGCGUAAACUAUCCAAGGUAGUUGACAGUGGCCGGGUAGAUGGUUGGGAUGACCCUAGAAUGCCCACCAUCAGAGGCAUUAUCCGUCGUGGCCUGAGAAUAGAUGUCCUUCGCGAUUUCAUGUUGAAGCAAGGACCGAGCCGCAACGUUGUCAAUAUGGACUGGACUGUGCUGUGGGCACUGAACAAAAAGGCGAUCGACCCAAUUGCCCCAAGACACACUGCUGUGGAAGCCAAAAAUAUUGUUGUUGCGACUAUUUACGGAGGCCCCGAUACACCAUAUCACGAGGCUCGACCAAAGCACCCGAAGAAUCCUUCAAUUGGUAUGAAGGAUGUUGUUUUUGCAAACAGGGUCUAUCUCGACCAAGCUGAUGCUGCGUCCUUUAAAGAGGGCGAGGAGAUUACUCUGAUGACCUGGGGGAAUGCGAUUGUCAAGACCAUUACGAAAUCUGACCAAGGAACCGUAACUGCACUAGAUCUUGAUCUCCAUCUUCAAGGCGAUGUUGGCAAGACAGAGAAGAAGGUGCAUUGGCUUGCUGCACAGGAUGAUAAGUUAAUCCAAGGAGAACUGUGGGAGUUUGAUCAUCUUUUGACCAAGGACAACUUGGAGAAGACAGACAAUCUCGACGACUUUCUCAACCAUGAUACAGAGAGCUCAGUCAAUGCGUUCUUGGAUGCUGGUGCUGCCUCACUUGCUGCGGGCGAUGUUAUUCAGCUAGAGAGGAAAGGAUACUAUCGUGUUGACAAGCCUGCUACUGGUCAAAGCGACAGUAAAAUCGUUUUAUUCAAGAUACCGACUGGUACAACCAAGAGAUAACUAGAUCCACUAAAUUUUUAGUUUGGAAUAUAUAUUUUCUAGUAGCUUAGAUUUUACGAUCAACGUAUAUCUGAAUAAAUAGAGUCAUUGCUCUAGUCGCUGUAUUUUG